AUGCAUGAGGCACCCGGUGCUGUUGAGUACAUCGCGGGCACUGCGAUUGAUUGGAACUUUUACACCGAACCUCAGGAGUAUCUUGGGGGGCGGAAGCUUGCCUACCAUCGUGGCCGUGGUCUUGGUGGUAGCAGCAUUCUCAAUGGCUUGUACUAUGGCCGUGGUUCGGCCAAUGUCUAUGAUCAUUGGGUUGAACUUGGAAACCCUGGAUGGAGUUGGGAAGAGGUGUUCCCUGAGUUCAUAAAGGCUACUCACUUCAACCCGCCAAACAACGGAACUGGGUACAACCAACGUUACCAAACCUGGGACCCUGCAGCCUACUCCGAUGGUCCAUUAGAGAUUGGUUUUCAGGGGUUUGUUCCGCCUUCGAGUGUUGCUUUCAUCGAGGCGUGCGAAGCCGUCAACAUUCCAAUUGUUGCGGACUUGAACACUGGCAAGAAUGUGGGCGUCAAGCAAGGCUCUGCUACCAUUAACUCCAAGUACCGACGUAGCUCAGCUUAUGACUACUACAAAGCCAUUGCUAACCGCCCAAACUUACUGAUUCUCCAUAACUCACCUGUUCAGUCCAUUACUUUUGCAAGGAAUGCUACUGGAAGUCCGGUAGCAACCGGUGUUGUUUUUAUCGACCACUCUCUUGGACGCCACCAUGUCAUUUCAGCCUCCAAGGAAGUCAUCGUGACUUUGGGCACCUUCCAGUCUCCUCAGAUGUUGAUGGUUUCGGGAAUUGGACCAAAAGACACACUGGAGACCUUUGACAUAGAGCCAGUAGUAAUCAACGAAAACGUUGGCCAACACAUGAUGGAUCACAACGUUUACAGCAUCUCGGCCACCGUAGUUCCCGAAGCCUCCACCCAUUACCUCAUGUUUAACACCACCAACGUUCAAGCCUCGCAAGAUGAGUACUACUCAACUGAUAAGGGCGUCUACACGGCCCCUGGAGGCAUCACGAACGGCUUCCAGGAGUUGUCCAGUGAGCAGCUUGAGUUAAUUGGCGCCGGUGCGGUGGUCGAGGAGGGCCUCACCAACCGCUCAACUUAUUACUCACAUCCCGCCGAUCGCGCCAUAGCGGUGAAUGCCUUCCGCGACGCGAGGAAGAUUCUUGCCCACGCGUCCUUCGCCAACAUGACCGUCGGGCCGGACCACGGCGAAGUGGCGCCGGGCGUUGCGAACAUCGCUUCUGACGACGAUGAUGCCAUCUUUGAGUACGUCAAAGCGACCACGGUCCCUAAUUGGCACGCUAGUGGCACGAACCGCAUGCUGCCUUUGGAGGACGGCGGCGUCGUUGACCCGCGUCUGCGCGUCUAUGGCGUUCAGGGUCUGCGGAUUGUUGACAGCAGCAUCAUGCCCACUGUUCCAGACGUCAACAUCGCGGGACCGGUUUACAUGCUAGGCGAGAAUGGGGCAAGACUGAUUCGGGAAGAUUGGGGCUUUUGA
Messenger RNA from Colletotrichum fioriniae, 1434 nucleotides. The record is from RefSeq and is a predicted model, not a curated record. NCBI's taxonomy places the organism in Eukaryota, Fungi, Ascomycota, Sordariomycetes, Glomerellales, Glomerellaceae.